CCGCGGCGCUGCGGGACCGGGGAAGCCACGCCUCUUCCCCCGCCCACUCGAUGUUUCUCGCUUUCCAUUGGUCGCUGUAAAUGCCAGUCAUUGCUGCCCCGCCCUUCUGGCUGCACCGCCCCUUCCCAGUGCCCCGCCCCCGCGCGCACUGAUUGGUCAGCUGUGAUGUCACUGCGGCCGCUUCUCUGCGUUCAUUGGCCAGAGCUGCUGUCCGUCACGCAGCUGAGGCGGUGGAGGCGGUGGCGGCCAUUUUGGAGCAGGGCGCGGGGCCGGACGCAGCGGAGGGAGCGCGGAGCUCCCCCCUCGCCGCCAUGGCAGCCCCGCUCGGCACCGGCGCCCUCACGGAGGAGACCGGGCAGGAGAAACAGGACUCCCAGGAGAAGGACAAAGCCGUUUCCCCCGAGAGGGCAGAGGAGGCCAAGCUCAAGGCCAAAUACCCCAACCUGGCCCAGAGGCCUGGGGGCUCAGAUUUCCUCAUGAAGAGGCUGCAGAAAGGGCAAAAGUACUUUGAUUCUGGCGACUACAACAUGGCCAAGGCCAAGAUGAAGAACAAGCAGCUGCCGAGUGCGGGGCCUGACAAGAACCUGGUGACAGGAGACCACAUCCCCACGCCCCAGGACCUGCCCCAGAGGAAAUCCUCACUGGUCACCAGCAAGCUGGCAGGGUAGCUGCACCCCCAGCUGGGGGCUGCCCUCUUCUUGUCUCUUUUUUUUGGCUAAAUGGAUUGAGUUCACUGUACCAUAGGGGUGGGAGCACCAGAAUCCACGGAGUUGUUUGAGUCUUGCCAGCAAACACAGCCCAGGGCUGAUGGGGGGCACGGCUGGCUUGGCCCUUCCUCUCAGAGAGGCUUUGCCUUAAUUUUGCUGCUGUUUGGAGCCAUCCUGGCUCACAGGGGGAGCUCUGCCCCUUCCUGGCUGGGAGAGCCCCAGAGGGGCACAGGGGGCUUGGGGGAGGCACCUGGAGGAGAGCAGAGGGCAGGGCUGGGGUGUGGGAAGGGAUUUCAGGGCUUGGGGUCACAGAGGCUGAGGCAGCUGGGCAGGAGAGUGAGCCCAGAUCUGGAAAUUGUGAUCUCAGACCUGGAAAUUGUGAUCCCAAAUCUCACAGGUGUGAUCCCAGAUCUGGAAAUUGUGAUCUCAAACCUGGAAAUUGUGAUCCCAAAUCUGGCAGGUGUGAUCCCAGAUCUGGAAAUUGUGAUCCCAAAUCUCACAGGUGUGAUCCCAGGUCUGCAAAGAGUCAUCCCAGAUCUGGAAAGUGGGAUCCCAGAUCUGGCAGGUGUGAUCCCAGGUAUGGAAAGAGUGAUCCCAGAUUUGGAAAGUGUGGUUCCUGAUCUCACAGAUGUGAUCCCAGACCUGGAAAGUGAUCCCAGAUUUGGAAAUUGUGAUCCCAGCUCUCACAGGUGUGACCCCAGCUCUGCAGGCAAGGUCAGGUGUGUGCUUUAGAGCUUCAAAGUGAAGAAAUUGGCCAAGAUGAUAAAAAUUCCAGGGGCUGAGCUGUUUCUGGGCAGAGCUGGCUGAGAUGUGUCCCUGGCUCAGCUCCCAGGGGACAGCAUGUCCAGAGGGGUGGGACAGGGCUGGGCAGUGUCUGAAACACCUUUGGGUGCUUUGUGGGUAGAGCCCCACCUCAGCUGGAGGAGCUGGGCUGAGCUUGGCCAGAGGGACAGAACCAGAGGGGUUUGACUGAAUUUGGCCAGAGGGACAAAACCAGAAGGAUUUGGCUGAGCUUGAUCAGAGGGAUAAAACCAGAGGGGCCUGACUGAAUUUGGCCAGAGGGACAAAAUGAGAAGGGCUUAAUUGAGCUUGGCCAGAGGGAAAAAACCAGAAGGGCUUGGCUGAAUUUGGCCAGAGGGACAAAACCAGAGGGGUUUGGCUGGAUUUGGCCAGAGGGUCUUGUCUGAAUUUGGUUAGAGGGGUAAAACCAAGAGGGACAAAACCAGAGGGGCCUGACUGAGCUUGGCCAGAGGGAUGCAGCCAGAAGGGCUUGGCUGAAUUUGGCCAGAGGGACAAAAACAAAGGGAUAAAACCAGAAGGGCUUGGCUGAAUUUGGCCAGAGGGGCACAACCAGAGGGGUUUGGCUGAAUUUGGCCAGGGUGGCUCAGCUGCCCCAAGGCCUUGGGGCAGUUUCUCUGUCCCUGGUCCCUUCUGGCCAGGGGGGCACAGCUGGAGCUGAGUGCAGCAGCAGCAGCAGGAGGAGCUCAGGACUCUGCAGAGCCCUGCCCAGGCAGCCCAGGGAGGGAUUUGUGCUGCUGGCACUGGUUGUGGAGGGAGGGAGAGAGGCAGGACUGGCAGGAACCACCCAGAAAGGGAUAAAAAGCACCAGAAGCAAGGUGGAGUUUGAAGGGUGUUGAGGCAAACCUGUGCUUUGAAAGUGUUGGGCAUCCCAAGCUUGGAUUUCUUUCUUUUUCUCCUAUUUUUUCCCCUUUUUGUUUUUGUUUUGUCUCAAACCUGGGGAAAAAAAUAACAAAACCCCAAAUUAACACCAACAUCACAACAAAACCCCAAACCUUAGAACCUGCAGAGCCAGGGCUGGGGGUGGCACUGUCCCCUCCUGGCUGCCACUUUUCCAUGCAGGGACAAACGUGGGCACAGCUGUGCCCCAAAACCUGCCCCAGUUCAGCCCCAGGAACCAAAGGAAGGGAGGCAGGAGUGAGGAUGCCCAGGCUGGCUUUUCCUCCUGUGUGUUCCUGCUCACCUGGGCGUUCCCUGGGAACCUUUGUGUGUCACUUGUGUCACCCGUGUCACUUCCCUGGCUUGCCAGGAGUGUUUACCCAGGGUGUGCUGGAAUGUGUGUCUGCCUUCAGGUGCUUCCUGCAUGAAACAGCCCUGGGCUGCUCCUGGCCACUCUGGGGAGGGGGCAAGGAGUGUGGAGGCUUUGGGAGCUGUCCUUGUCCCCACAGGGUCCUGCUGUGGCCCCCAGCCCCUGUGUGACCUGGGGCAGUGGCUGCACACCCUCCUUGGAUGUCCUGCUGUCUGUCCCAGCCAUCUUGUAAAUAGAUAACAAAUAUAUAUAUAUAAAAUAAAUAUAUAUAUAAUUUUUUUACAUGUUCA
Molecule: messenger RNA, 3044 nt
Organism: Passer domesticus (house sparrow)
Lineage: Eukaryota; Metazoa; Chordata; Aves; Passeriformes; Passeridae
Gene: ENSA
Product: endosulfine alpha
Exons: 3
Coding region: 312-668 (118 amino acids)
Cellular component (GO): cytoplasm
Molecular function (GO): protein phosphatase inhibitor activity
Source: RefSeq, a predicted model, not a curated record